ACGUGGGACGGAUCUCUGAUCCUAGCGCAGCCACCGCGAUGAGAGGCGCUCGCGGCGCCUGGGAUUUUCUCUGCGUCCUGCUCCUCCUGUUCGGCCUCCAGACAGGCUCUUCUCCACCAUCUGUGAGUCCAGGGGAACUGUCUCCACCAUCCAUCCAUCCAGCAAAAUCAGAGUUAAUAGUCAGUGUUGGCGACGAGAUUAGGCUGCUAUGCACCGAUCCGGGAUUUGUCAAAUGGACUUUUGAGAUCCUGGGUCGGCUGAGUGAGAAAACACACAAUGAAUGGAUCACGGAGAAAGCAGAGGCCACCAGUACUGGCAAUUACACGUGCACCAACGAGGGCGGCUUGAGCAGUUCCAUUUAUGUGUUUGUUAGAGAUCCUGCAAAGCUUUUCCUUAUGGACCUUCCCUUGUAUGGGAAAGAGGGCAAUGAUACACUGGUCCGCUGUCCUCUGACUGACCCAGAAGUGACCAAUUACUCCCUCACGGGGUGCGAGGGGAAGCCUCUUCCCAAGGACUUGGCGUUUGUCGCUGACCCCAAGGCCGGCAUCACCAUCAGAAACGUGAAGCGCGAGUACCACCGGCUCUGCCUGCACUGCUCCGCCGACAGGAAGGGCAAGCCAGUGCUGUCGAAGAAAUUCACCCUCAAAGUGAGGGCAGCCAUCAGAGCCGUACCUGUGGUGUCUGUGUCCAAAGCAAGCUAUCUCCUUAGGGAAGGGGAAGAAUUUACAGUAACAUGCUCGAUAAAAGAUGUGUCUAGUUCUGUGGACUCAAUGUGGAUAAAGGAAAACAGCCAGCACACUAAAGCACAGGUACAGAGUAAUAGCUGGCAUCAGGGUGACUUCAAUUUUGUACGUCAGGAAAGGUUGACUAUUGGCUCAGCAAGAGUGAAUGAUUCUGGAGUGUUCAUGUGUUACGCCAAUAAUACUUUCGGAUCAGCAAAUGUCACAACAACCUUGGAAGUAGUAGAUAAAGGAUUCAUUAAUAUCAUCCCUAUGGCGAAUACUACAGUCUUUGUAAACGAUGGAGAAAAUGUAGACCUAACUGUUGAAUAUGAAGCAUACCCGAAACCUGAACACCAGCAGUGGAUAUACAUGAACAAAACCUUCACUGAUAAAUGGGAAAAUUAUCCCAAGUCUGAGAAUGAAAGUAAUAUCAGAUAUGUAAGCGAACUUCAUCUAACCAGAUUGAAAGGGACCGAAGGAGGCACUUACACGUUUCUAGUGUCCAAUUCCGAUGUCGAUUCUUCCGUGACAUUUAAUGUUUACGUGAACACAAAACCAGAAAUCUUGACUCACGAGAGCCUCGCGAACGGCAUGCUCCAGUGUGUGGCAGCAGGCUUCCCAGAGCCCACAGUAGAUUGGUACUUUUGUCCGGGAGCCGAGAAGCAAGGAUGUUCUGUUCCCAUUGGGCCGGUGAACGUGCAGAUGCAAAACUCCUCUGUGUCACCGUUUGGAAAGAUAGUGGUCCAGAGUUCCAUCGAUGACAGCGCAUUCAAGUUCAACGGCUCAGUCGAGUGCAGGGCUUACAAUGAUGUGGGCAAGAGUUCUGCCUUUUUUAACUUUGCAAUUAAAGAACAAAUCCAUGCCCACACCCUGUUCACGCCUUUGCUGAUUGGUUUUGUGAUUGCAGCCGGUAUAAUGUGCAUUAUUGUGAUGAUUCUUACCUACAAAUACUUACAGAAACCCAUGUAUGAAGUACAGUGGAAGGUUGUUGAGGAGAUAAACGGAAACAAUUAUGUUUACAUAGAUCCAACACAACUUCCCUACGAUCACAAAUGGGAGUUUCCCAGAAACAGGCUGAGUUUUGGGAAAACCUUGGGGGCUGGCGCUUUUGGGAAAGUUGUGGAGGCCACAGCUUAUGGUUUGAUUAAGUCGGAUGCAGCCAUGACAGUGGCUGUAAAGAUGCUCAAACCGAGUGCCCAUUUAACAGAACGAGAAGCCCUAAUGUCUGAACUCAAAGUCUUAAGUUACCUUGGUAACCAUAUGAAUAUUGUGAAUCUUCUCGGCGCGUGCACCAUCGGAGGGCCUACCCUGGUCAUUACAGAAUAUUGUUGCUAUGGUGAUCUUUUGAAUUUUUUGAGGAGAAAACGUGAUUCAUUUAUUUGCUCAAAGCAGGAAGAUCACGCAGAAGCAGCACUUUAUAAGAACCUCCUGCAUUCAAAGGAUUCUUUGGGUGACAGUGGUAAUGAAUACAUGGACAUGAAACCGGGAGUUUCGUAUGUUGUGCCAACCAAGGCAGACAAAAGGAGAUCAGCGAGAAUAGGCUCAUACAUAGAAAGAGAUGUGACACCCGCCGUCAUGGACGAUGAUGAGUUGGCCCUGGACCUGGAAGACCUGCUGAGCUUUUCUUACCAGGUGGCGAAGGGCAUGGCCUUCCUGGCCUCGAAGAACUGUAUUCACAGAGACUUGGCAGCCAGAAAUAUCCUCCUUACUCAUGGUCGAAUCACAAAGAUUUGUGAUUUUGGUCUCGCCAGAGACAUCAAGAAUGAUUCUAAUUAUGUGGUCAAAGGAAACGCUCGGCUACCUGUGAAGUGGAUGGCACCUGAAAGCAUUUUCAACUGUGUGUACACUUUUGAAAGUGAUGUCUGGUCCUAUGGGAUUUUUCUGUGGGAGCUGUUCUCUUUAGGGAGCAGUCCCUACCCUGGGAUGCCGGUCGAUUCCAAGUUCUACAAGAUGAUCAAGGAAGGUUUCCGAAUGCUGAGCCCCGAGCAUGCACCUGCUGAAAUGUAUGACAUAAUGAAGACGUGCUGGGAUGCUGAUCCCCUAAAGAGACCGACAUUCAAGCAGGUCGUUCAGCUGAUUGAGAAGCAGAUUUCGGACAGCAGCAAUCAUAUUUAUUCCAACUUAGCAAACUGGAGCCCCAACCAGGAGAACAUCGUGGUGGACCAUUCUGUGCGGAUCAAUUCCGUGGGCAGCAGCGCCUCGUCCACCCAGCCUCUGCUCGUCCACGAAGACGCCUGAAGCAGAGCGCAGGCCUCGGGUCUCCCCAACACCACGACCCCCGUCUUCUGGUUUCUAUGACUGUUUCGUUCGACUUGCAUCCUACUCCAGGAUCAUGGACACCCCACUGUACUCCUGUGUUUAUGAGCACAUUUUCAUAGCCGAUGGUUUUUGUCAUCAGCCCCAUUCCCUUGCCAGGCCAGGGCUCAAACUGCAUAUAUUCCCAAUAGCAGAGUAGCUUCCAGUAAUGAAAAAAAUUCUG
Messenger RNA from Molossus molossus (Pallas's mastiff bat), 3201 nucleotides. It is a transcript of the gene KIT, whose product is annotated as KIT proto-oncogene, receptor tyrosine kinase. Bases 39 to 2960 code for a protein of 973 amino acids. Gene Ontology annotation, molecular function: cytokine binding; ATP binding; transmembrane receptor protein tyrosine kinase activity. The record is from RefSeq and is a predicted model, not a curated record. Gene Ontology annotation, biological process: Kit signaling pathway; multicellular organism development; positive regulation of cell migration. The transcript has 21 exons. Gene Ontology annotation, cellular component: signaling receptor complex. Lineage: Eukaryota; Metazoa; Chordata; Mammalia; Chiroptera; Molossidae.